Messenger RNA from Elgaria multicarinata webbii, 3577 nucleotides. It is a transcript of the gene AEBP2, whose product is annotated as AE binding protein 2. Gene Ontology annotation, biological process: regulation of transcription by RNA polymerase II. The record is from RefSeq and is a predicted model, not a curated record. Gene Ontology annotation, cellular component: ESC/E(Z) complex. The coding region runs from base 35 to 1585 and encodes 516 amino acids. The transcript is spliced from 9 exons. NCBI's taxonomy places the organism in Eukaryota, Metazoa, Chordata, Lepidosauria, Squamata, Anguidae.
GGGCGAGGGGGCGACGCUGCGACUCCGAGGCGCCAUGGCGGCCGAGCUGAGCGACAUGGCGGAGCCGCCUCCGCUGCUGCGGCCGCCGCCUGCCUUCCCCUCAGGCGCGGCCGCUGAGGAGGCCGAAAGCGAAGCCGCCUCCUCGUCGGCGUCGUCCUUGGCGGUGGGGAUGGAGGCCGAGCCGCCUCUGAGCGGCGAAGGGGCGGAGAGCAUGUCGGAGCCCAGCCCGGAGAGCGCCAGCCAGGCCGGCGACGGCGACGACGAGGAAGAAGACGACGACGAGGACGAAGAGGAGGACGAGGAGGAGGAGGAGGAAGAGGACGACGAGGAGGCCGAGGCCGGCAGCAGCGCCGGCUCCUCCAGCGGCUGCUGCAGCGACGAGACGCGCUCGCUCAGCCCCGGCGGCAGCGAGGCCGACGCCAAGGAGGAAGCCAAGGGCGGCCCCGGCGCUCAGCGCGGCCCUGCUGGCGUCGGGGACGGGCCUGGGAGCGGCGCCGGGGACGGCGGCGGGGGAAGCAGCUCCAGCAGCAGCAGCAGCAGCGUCUCCAGCAGCAGCAACGGGGCCGCGGGCGACGGCGGCGACGAGGGCUACAGCACCGGGAGCGGCGGCGGAGGCGGUGGUGGAGGACGAGGCCCCGGCGGCGGCAGCAGCAGCACCUGCAGCGCGUCGUCGGGCGGCCGCAGGGGCAGCCUCGAAAUCUCCUCCGACGGGGAGCCUCUCAGCCGCAUGGACUCCGAGGACAGCAUAAGCAGUACCAUAAUGGAUGUAGACAGCACAAUUUCCAGUGGACGUUCAACUCCAGUUAUGAUGAAUGGACAAGGCAUUACUGCUUCAUCAGCAAAAAGUAUUUCUUAUAACUGCUGUUGGGACCAGUGCCAUGCUUGCUUCAACUCCAGCCCAGAUUUGGCAGAUCACAUUCGCUCCAUACACGUAGAUGGCCAGCGAGGAGGGGUAUUUGUUUGCUUAUGGAAAGGCUGCAAAGUCUAUAACACACCGUCAACAAGUCAAAGUUGGUUGCAGCGGCAUAUGCUGACGCACAGUGGUGAUAAACCUUUCAAGUGUGUCGUUGGAGGGUGUAAUGCCAGCUUUGCUUCCCAGAGCGGUCUGGCUCGUCAUGUGCCAACACACUUCAGCCAGCAGAAUUCUUCAAAAGUUACCAAUCAGCCAAAGGCAAAAGAAGAAUCUCCUUCUAAAGCUGGAAUGAACAAAAGGCGGAAGUUAAAGAACAAACGGAGGCGCUCUUUACCAAGACCACACGACUUCUUUGAUGCACAAACUCUGGACGCCAUACGACAUCGCGCCAUCUGCUUCAACCUCUCCGCUCAUAUAGAAAGUUUAGGAAAAGGCCACAGUGUUGUGUUCCACAGUACUGUAAUAGCAAAGAGAAAAGAGGAUUCUGGGAAGAUUAAGCUGCUGCUUCACUGGACACCAGAGGAUAUUCUUCCUGAUGUGUGGGUAAAUGAAAGUGAGAGACAUCAAUUAAAAACUCAAGUAGUUCAUUUAUCGAAACUACCAAAAGAUACUGCCUUGCUUCUGGACCCAAACAUAUACAGAACAAUGCCACAGAAGAGGUUGAAGAGGUAAAAAUCAGCUCAGCGGGGGGCAUGUACCGUCUUCUUCACUGACCAUGGAAUUAGAAUUGAAAUUGCACAUUAGUCAAGCCCUCCCACUUUAUCCUCUGCCCCAUGACACCCCAUGCCCAACGGCUGCCAACUCUAGAUGAUAUUUAUGCUUGGCAUAACCAUUCUGUGAAUGAAGUUGAUGCAUCUGUGGAAUAUAUAUAAUAUAAUGAUAUACUUUCAUAGAAUGGUACGAUGGGUGAUGGGGAAAGCACUGUUCUGGAAAUAUAAUGGGUGCUCUCAAAGGCUUUGCAUGCUCGCUGCUUUUGUUUUAAUUAUUUUCUUUAGCUUACAUUGGAUGCAGUGGCACUUGCUAUAAACUGCCACAUACAACCCUCCUUGCAGGUUUUAUUUUUUUGGUAAACGAUGUUCUUGGGAUCUUGUCGUUGGUAAACAAAAUUAACAAACUUGAGAAAACCGUUUUCUCAGAAUAUGGUGGAGAGUAUCAAUUGUCACUUUCGUGAACUUGUGGUGUCCUAUCACAUAACCCUAAAUGGUGGUAUCAUGUAUAAGCAAAAUGGUGGUGGCAUAUUUUCUAGUGGAAUAUAUAUUCAAGAGAGGCUGAUGGAUGUUUAGUGUUGCUGUAUAUCUGAUCCUCUCCAUAAGACUAUUACUGUAUGUUAAUAAGACUUUAAUAACCUCUACAGAAAAAAAGGUAUUGUUUUGUUUACUACUUGGCCUUUAAAACUCUUCUUUGUUUCUAAAGAAUCUCCCUUUCCCUCCUUUUGGCCUAAAUUUUUCUAGUUGUAAAGUUGUAUUUUUUAAAAAGAAGCAUAUAAAAAUACAAUCGUUUAUGCACCAAAGUUGGCUAUGAAAAGAAGAAUUAAAUUGCUUCCUCGCUUUACUAAGCAAGAAAUUAUGGAUUUUCUUAACCUACAGGAAUAGAAAUAUGUGUGUACCAUGUUCGUCUUGUACGGAAACAAACAAAAAAAGUUUCAUAAAGAUAAUGGGACAUUGCUUGUAAAUACAUUUGCAGAUUUGUAAUAUAUUUUUAUAUUAUGAGAUGUAUUGUAGAUGUUUUUUCUAGAGGCAUGGAAGUUGAAAUGUAUAUAUUAUGUUAGAAAUAAUAUUGAAGGAUAUUGUAAUUCAUUAGUGCUGCCAGGAAAAAAAAUGUUUAAAAGCAAGCACCUUUCUUAACAAUAAAAAACAGUCUCUUGGAUUUCUAAGAGGCUCUAUACUACUGUGGUAAGAACAAAACACAUUACACGUCCUUCCAGAAAUCUUUGAAGGAUGCAGCCAUAUCCAUGAGACGUGGUAAUGGAUAUGAAACCAGUCUUUUCCUUGCUUGUUGGAAGGAACAAAUGUAAAAUAAUAAUAAUAAUAUGGUGGCUAUAUGCAGUCAAACUGCGUGAUUAACCCUCCUCCCUGUUUAGGAGGAAUUUUUGCAUUACUACAGUGAAUAUAAAUACCAGCUGUUUUUACACUAUUUUUUUUAAUUAUUAAAUAGCAAAAAAUAAAACUCUUAAACGCUUUGGUUGGAGAAGUUUGCAUUUUCCAAAGGCAUAGAAGGGGGCUUACCUUAAUAAAUAUGAGUUGAUUGCUGGCUCCCAAUGGGUUUAGAGUGUUCUAAAUGCAUUUAAAUUCCUUACUGAUGUGCAGAUUGUGAGCACUGCUAACAUGGAACGGUUCUGGAAUAGAUGUUUAAUAAUGGUAUUUCAUAAAGAUCUGUAGCAAUGUAACUAUUUAAACAGAUGCUUUUUGUUUUUGUUUUAAUUUUGCUUGAGCACUUCAGUUACUGCUUAAUCUUUAUCUUAUAUGGUCAUCUGCAAUUGCUUUUGUUCUUUUUUUAAAAAAAAAUGUUAUAAAAUUGCCAAAUAGGUGUUUUCAGAUAUAGUUUGUAUUUGUAUUUUUUAAAUUUUAUUGCUUCAUGAGUUACUUGUAUGCUAUUCAUAAUUGACAGAUGAUUGUAGACCUUGCCUGAGUAUUUUUUCUAAUAAAACAAAGCAAAUGCAACCAC